AUCAUGUGUUCAGCCAUGUCCAAUCACAGCUGAUCAUUGAUCAUCAGGGCACUGAUCAUCAGUGCCUUGAUGAUCAGUGUAGCCCCAUCAGUGCCACCCGUCAGUGUCCAUAAUUGCCACCUGUCAGUGCCCAUCAAUGCCACAUACCAGUGCCCAUCAGGGCACAUCAAUGCCACAUAUCAGUGCACAUCAAUGCCACAUAUCAGUGCCCAUCAGAGCUGCCUUUCAGUGCUAUCAGUGCCAGUUAGUGCUGCCUAUCAGUGCCCAUCAGUGUCGCCAAUCAGUGCUGCUAGUCAG
Molecule: messenger RNA, 297 nt
Organism: Staurois parvus
Lineage: Eukaryota; Metazoa; Chordata; Amphibia; Anura; Ranidae
Source: the annotation of a GenBank genome assembly